UUCCUCCUAGAGCUGUUUCAGUAAUGCAUAUUAAAAUCAGAAAUCCGGAAUUAAAAGUAGGAUAUGUUCCGCGAUUAAAUGUAACAGAAGGAAUUUAUUUAGGAGACGCUUUAGUCUCAGUUAAAGAUAAUAAGGCAUACUUACGAGUUAUUAAUACAAAUGAAGAAGAAGAAAAAGUUUAUAUUCCUGAAGUUAAAAUAUAUGAGUUUGAAAUCGAUCAAAUUCCUAAUUCAGAUACAAACUCGAAUUACUUAGGUAAUUCAAAUCCAAAAUCAAAUUCAAACUCUGAUACAAACUCGAAUUACUUAGGUAAUUCAAAUUCAAAAUCGAAUUCUAAUUUUAAACCUUGUCUUAAUAUUAAAUCAGAAAACAGAAAGGAGAAAAUAAUUAAUGCGCUAAGACUAGAACAUUUAAAUUCAGAAGAGAGAGAACAUGUUGAAGAUUUAAUAGAAAAGUACGCAGAUCGUUUCCAUUUACCUGAAGAAAAACUUGAACAUACAAAUGUCUUAAAACACAGAAUUCCAACAAUUAAUGACAUUCCAAUUAAUACGCGACAAUAUAGAUAUCCAGUUGUUCAUAAAGAUGAAAUUAAUAAACAAGUUAAUGACUUACUGGAACAAAAUAUAAUUAAGCCAUCGAAGUCACCGUAUAAUACGCCUGUAUGGAUAGUGCCCAAGAAGGCAGACUCAAAGGGAAAUAAGAGAUGGAGAAUGGUAUUAGAUUUCCGUGACCUAAAUGAUAAGACAGUAGGUGACGCAUACCCACUACCAAACGUAACGGAGAUAUUAGAUCAGCUGGGAGGCGCGAAAUAUUUUUCGGUAUUUGACCUUGCAUCAGGUUUUCAUCAGAUUAAAAUGCAUCCGGAAGAUAGUCAUAAAACAGCAUUUACAACUCCCCAUGGUCAUUACGAAUUUGAUAGAAUGCCUUUUGGACUUAAAAAUGCUCCUGCAACUUUUCAAAGAUUAAUGGAUUUAGUUUUAACAGGAAUUCAGGGAAAUGAAAUGUUUGUAUAUCUAGACGAUAUAAUAUUAUAUUCAAGUUCAUUAACAGAACAUGCAAUUAAAUUUGAAAAAUUAAUGUCUCGAUUACGUGAAGCAAAUUUAAAAUUACAACCAGAUAAAUGUGAAUUUUUGAGAAAGGAAGUAAUUUAUUUAGGACAUGUAAUAGGAAAAAAUGGAGUCCGACCAGAUCCUAAAAAGAUAGAAGCAGUGCAAAAUUUUCCAAUUCCUAAAACUCCAAAAAAUGUUAAACAAUUUCUGGGUUUAGCGGGAUACUAUCGUAGAUUUAUCAAAGGAUUUUCAAAAAUAGCCAAACCUUUAACUAAUUUAUUAAAAAAGGAUUCUGCUUUUAUUUGGGGAGAAAAAGAAAAAGAAAGUUUUGAUAUACUAAGAAAUGCACUUUGUCAGGAACCAAUAUUACAAUAUCCAGAUUUUACAAAACCGUUUCUUUUAACAACCGAUGCAUCCGGAACUGCAAUCGGAGCAAUUUUAAGUCAAGGACAGAUAGGGAAGGAUCAACCAAUUAGUUUUGCCUCGCAAGUAUUAAAUGACGCCGAAAAAAAUUAUUCAACAAUAGAAAAGGAACUUUUAGCAAUAGUAUACGUUGUGCAACAUUUUAGACCUUAUCUUUAUGGAAAAAAAUUUCAAUUAGUAACAGAUCAUAAACCGUUAAUUUGGAUUAAUAAAAUUAAAGACCCAACCUCACGUUUAGCAAGAUGGAGAAUAAAAUUGGCAGAAUACGAUUAUGAAAUAAUUUAUAAGCCUGGAAAGAUAAAUGAAAAUGCUGACGCUUUAUCUAGAAACCCCACGACAAAAAUAUAUCCAAUAAAUCCUUUUUAUGACUUAAUAGAAGAAUGUCCAGAAGCAAGACAAAGAAAUGCAAAUCCUAAACCUUUACCAGCUUCACCAAGAAGGGGAAUUAUGAUAGAAGAACCGGAACCAAUUGUUUCAAGAAUGCAAACCAGGAAAUUUGAAAAAUCACAAAGAGAAAGUGUACCUUUUACUCGCAGGGAGUUAGAAGAGCCAUCUUCGAUUGAACACACAAUUCAAGCACAAAUACAUAAUUAUCCAACAAAUCAAACAAACAACACCUUAUCAAUCACAGAAACAAAUAACACUCAUUCAGAAACAAAUAAUACUCAUUCGGAAACAGAAAAUAUUGAAAACGAAAUUCAGGAAACACUUGAAACAGAAACAAUACCUUUAAGAAACUGUAGCAACAAUAAUUUUAACACUUCACAAAUAAUAAUACCACCUAAUCUUUUACAAAUAAUAAACAAUUUAACAGGAGACGAGGAUGAAAAAAUUGAGAGCGGUGAAAUAAACGAAAGAGAAGAAGAAAGAAUAGAAGAAGAUAAUAACGACGAAGUAAGUGACCGUGACGAAGACAGUGACGAUGACCUUAGUGAUAAAGACAUUGAUGAAACAUAUAAUGAAAUCAAUUUGGACAAAGGGACAGAUAAUAUUGAAAGACAAAUAAUAACGCGUGGACAAAGACAUAGUAUAAUAAACAGUCGUGAUCAAAUUUAUAUGAGAAAAGAAAAUUAUUUAUACUUUUUAACCGCGGAUGGAAAACCUUGUGAUGAGGGCUCGAAACAACUUCAAAAACAAAAUUUAAUCCCUAAAAUAAAAGAAAAGGAAGUAGGAGAUUUUGAAAUUUUUAAAAAGGGAAAUAAAAAAUGGGAUGAAUUACUGGAAUAUGCAACAUUUUCAUAUAAUACAAGUACUCAUGAAUCGACUGGAUAUACUCCUUAUGAGUUGGUAUUUGGCAAAAUAGCCAGACAACCAUCCAGCCUGAACAUGAAGAUAAUAAUUUGGUUAACAAUCAUUUGGAUUUGCAACAUUCAAGGAGCCAAAGGAAUUAUUGGAUAUGACUGCGCAACAACCAACCUUAAUGUGACAACAAUUUCAUUAUUGGAUAUAGAAGAUUGUGAAAUUCCUGUAAUCAAACCUCAUGCAGAAUAUAUUUUAGAAACUACUUUAGAUCAAUGUAAAGGAAUGCAUAACACAGGAACACUUGUAAUAAACGUAAAUCAUAUUAUUAAUGGAUUAAGAGUAAAUCAAACAACUUCACGACCAAUAACUUUCGCGGGAUCCGUAAAUUCAAACGGACUAUGUUAUGGAACACAGUAUUCAGAUCCUUAUGGAACUUGGCAAAAUGUAGUCGUACAAGGAAUAAUAACAAUUACUUUAAAUUCUUAUCAGGCAUCAGUAAAUAUUGAAGCAAAUAAAAUUCAUUUAAAGUCGGGAAAAAUUUGUCAAUAUUCGGAUGGAAAUUGCAUAGAUAUUGAAGGAACUCAGAUUACUUGCAAUAGAGUAAUCCCAGCAACAUAUUAUCUAAAUGAUGGAUGGUAUCAAAUAACUCCAGCAAUAGAAUUCAGCAAGACACCACAAACUUUAAAACCAAUGUCAAAACCAACAUGGCAAUAUAAUGAUCCAGGAGCUCUAGCAGUGAGCGGCAUUUAUACUAAUAAUGAACUUGAAAAUUUGAGAGAUCACAUUAUGUUUUCGGCAGAAAAGAACAGUAUAUUAAAUACAAUGGCACGCGGCGUAAAAGGAGAACCAACGUUAUCUCAAGGAAUAUCACUAUCGCACCUUUUGGACGAAAAUUCUUUAGAAAAAAUAACAAAAAGUACAUGGAAGAAAAUCUGGGGAACAUUUUUGUCAGUCGGAAACGCGAGCGCAGGAGUAAUUGGAAUAUACUUCUUUAUCAGAACAGUUAAACUUAUCAUAGACACUAUCAUUCAUGGAUAUGCAUUACAUACAAUCUAUGGAUGGUCAAUUCAUCUUAUUGGAGCAUUAUGGGACUCAGUGACAAAUUUAUUAUUACAUCUGGCCAAAAUAGGAAAUGAAGAAAAAUCAAGAGAAGGGGAAUGA
Messenger RNA from Monomorium pharaonis (pharaoh ant), 3875 nucleotides. RefSeq lists its product as uncharacterized. The record is from RefSeq and is a predicted model, not a curated record. Bases 24 to 3875 code for a protein of 1283 amino acids. Gene Ontology annotation, molecular function: nucleic acid binding. NCBI's taxonomy places the organism in Eukaryota, Metazoa, Arthropoda, Insecta, Hymenoptera, Formicidae. The transcript is spliced from 5 exons.